GCCUACCUCAAGAGCCCCCGUACCCAUGAACGCCUCGCCUCGGAAUGGGUCACCACUCGCCCAUGGAUCACGGGGUCCACCCUUCGGUCCCCUAUCCUGCCGGUAACUCAUGGACAUCCUUCUCCACAGUGACGCCCGCCCCUGCCAGGAAGCAGCGGCGGGAGAGGACCACCUUCACCAGGGCUCAGCUCGACGUCCUGGAGUCGCUCUUCGCCAAGACCCGCUACCCUGACAUCUUCAUGCGGGAAGAAGUCGCCAUCAAGAUUCUCCCGGAAAGUCGUGCAGGUUGGUUCCUCGGAGUUUUUGCUCAUGAUGUCAUUAUGUUGCUGUAG
Messenger RNA from Penaeus vannamei (Pacific white shrimp), 332 nucleotides. Lineage: Eukaryota; Metazoa; Arthropoda; Malacostraca; Decapoda; Penaeidae. The record is from RefSeq and is a predicted model, not a curated record.